This is a messenger RNA of Cheilinus undulatus (humphead wrasse), 1365 nucleotides long. It is a transcript of the gene tmem106a, whose product is annotated as transmembrane protein 106A. Bases 158 to 889 code for a protein of 243 amino acids. The transcript is spliced from 8 exons. The record is from RefSeq and is a predicted model, not a curated record. NCBI's taxonomy places the organism in Eukaryota, Metazoa, Chordata, Actinopteri, Labriformes, Labridae.
CCUCCCACCCGGUUUAGUUUUCACAGACACUGCCAUCUCUCAGAGUGACUCUUCAAACAUGACAAGCCAGCGGUGACGCACUUUAAUUUUCUCUCCGGGUUAAAUUUGGAGUUUAAACUGAAGACGUGUUGGGAGGUCUUUUUCUCUCAGAAGCAUCAUGGUUACGCUGAAGAAUAACAACAACAACACAGAGGUACCUGAUCAGUCAAAUGAGCCAGAAAAGGUGAGAACCCUGAGGCACUUUCCUCCGUAUGGUUCCAUAAACGGACAAGCGACGGGAGAGACCUGCCCGACGUGUCGAGGCACUGGACGAAUACCCAGAGGCCAUGCAGACCAGCUGGUCGCUGUAAUCCCAUGUAACGACGUUCGGCUGAAGCCCAGGCGCACGAAGCUGUACGUGUGCGCCUCCAUGGCCUUGUGUCUCCUGCUCUGCUGUCUCAUCCUCUUCUUCCUCUUCCCCCGGAGUGUCACGGUGACGCCCGUGUCUGUGCUGUCAGUCAUGGUCUAUUUCACCCAAGACACAGUUGAAAUGGAGGUCACGAAUCUCAUCAACGUCACCAACAACAACUUUGUCCCGGUUCAGAUCUUGGAGUUUGACAUCCAGGCUCUUUUUUACACAACUUUUUUGGGAAAAACUAAAAUCUGCAAUAUGACCGCCAUCAAGUCUCGCUCACGGCAAUCAUACACCGUCAAGAACAACCUGACCAUCUCUGAUGAGGGAUUAAAGAACUACUGCCAGUCGACAGCAUACAAGAUUCACACGUUAUUUUUGGAGCUUCAAAUGACAAUGAACAUCUCUUAUCUCUCUCACACGGAGCAGCUGUCUCUGGAAUCCUUCGAGUAUAUUGACUGUGGCACCAAUUCCACAUUGCCACAUCCAGUGCAAUGAUGAAAUGGAAAUGAAAAACACAGAAGUGUGAAAUGCUGAAUAUCCUGACUAUUGCACCAUUAUCCCUGCUGUAAGGGAUGUGAAUUUAAUGAUGAAUACGGUGAUGGUGCACCUUAUCUUAUCCUGUAUGUUGUUUUAGCAUACUGUCGGACUUUAAUCAAUCACUACAAUGUUGUGAUUAAGACAUGAACACUUUGACUCCAGCAUGAAUGUUCUUAUUUCUGUUGUUUACAGUUAAUCUGUAUUAAGAAGGGGAAAUUAUGUGCACAGUUCUCUUGAAUGAAGAUGUGAGAAGUGUUUAUUUUAUCAGAAACUUGUCAACUUUAAAAAAAACUCCUGCCACUUUAAAACUUUUCCGACUGUUUUUUUUUUUUGCCAUGGUGACAGAUAUCUUGUAAAUAUUUUUUUUCUCAAAUGACAAUAAUGAUCAUGUCUUUGUAAUUUGCACUUCAUUAAAACUAGUAUUUCAGUCAGUA